Molecule: messenger RNA, 327 nt
Organism: Cordyceps militaris CM01
Lineage: Eukaryota; Fungi; Ascomycota; Sordariomycetes; Hypocreales; Cordycipitaceae
Product: ubiquitin-related modifier 1
Exons: 3
Coding region: 1-327 (108 amino acids)
Biological process (GO): tRNA thio-modification; protein urmylation
Cellular component (GO): cytoplasm; nucleus
Molecular function (GO): protein tag activity
Source: RefSeq, a predicted model, not a curated record
AUGGCGGCUUCCACGGAGCAAAUCUCAUUGGCGGUCGAGUUUUCUGGCGGGCUUGAGAUGCUUUUCUCAGACCAGAGACUCCAUUCGCUCUCUCUGCCCGCGCGGGACAAGGAUGGGAAGCCCACCACCAUUGCCUUCCUGAUCGAGCAUCUCUGCCAAAACGUCAUGAACGACACCAGAAAAGAGCUCUUUGUGCUAGAAGACCACCUACGCCCAGGCAUCUUGGUCCUCGUCAACGAUGCAGACUGGGAGCUCGAGGGCGAGGAGGCGUACGAGCUAAAGAGUGGCGACAACAUCCUGUUUGUCUCGACUCUCCAUGGUGGAUAA